Messenger RNA from Angiostrongylus costaricensis, 315 nucleotides. Lineage: Eukaryota; Metazoa; Nematoda; Chromadorea; Rhabditida; Metastrongylidae. The record is from the annotation of a GenBank genome assembly.
AUGGAGAGCCUAUUCGUUGAAUACGGUAAGAAAAGCAAACUCGUAUUUUGCAUCUAUCCUGCACCACAGACCAGUUUUUAUUCGGAAAAAGCCGAUGAUGAUCCAUUGAUUCAUGAUCCAUUCAUGCAGGCAUCCACUGCGAUGGUUGAACCGUACAAUUCAAUGCUCACCACUCAUACCACAGUGGAACACGUAGAUUGCUCGUUGAUCGUAGACAACGAAGCCAUGUAUGACAUAUGUCGAACAAAUCUGGAUCUCACUAAACCUACGUACACGAACCUCAACCGUCUCAUCGCUCAAGUACGGCCUCCUUGA